CCAUCCAACCGGGCUGUGUCGCUAGGGGAAGAUGUAAGGCUACUUGUGGAGAAGCAACAGAUCCCCCCGCUGGAAAACAACCCCACAUCUGGCACGCCGACUGAGCAUUUUCAACAGGAAGAAAUUAGUGAAAUUUGCCACCGCUUGACUGAAUGCGCCGCACCGCUGGACCCUUCUUUGGUUCCCUCUUCAUGAGUGGAGAAGAGAAAAGUUGGGAGGAUUAGUUGUGGAUUUUGGUGCUGCAGAAUUUGGAGAAGAUUUGUGGAAGAAAGGAGAGAGAGGAGUGUUGUGGCUUAAGUGGUUCGUUCCAUUGACGCGUAAAACCGUGCGUAAAAAGCCAAUAUUCUGUAGUUUAGUUGCUACAGUUUUGUCUUCUUGGACUGGAAACGAGUCCAACAUCUUUGGAAUUAAGUGCAUCAUCUGUACGCAUCAGUUUAAGUCACCUGGUGCAAUUUAUUCGACGAAAACACCUCCGGCCAGUCUGACCUCCUGCGUUUUGUCGCGGCACCGGACUCACUUGUUACAGGUGGUUUUCAGUGAGCGCUUCACUUUGGCGCCGCCUGGACCUCACUGUUCGGAUAAAUGAGAUUCACGGGUCAUUAUAUACGGACUUGGCUCUGAAAUGAGGGCGCACAUUGCGUUAAUUUUUUGAUUUUUUUUAUUUUAUUUAUUUAUUUUUUUUACACAAUUGGACAACAGUUUGCAACAAGAGGGGGCGAACAGCCACAAGGUCCGCUUCAAUGAUCAGCUCGGUGUGUGUUUCGUCUUAUCGGGGGCGCAAGUCAGGCAACAAGCCUCCGUCCAAAUCAUGUUUGAAGGAGGAGAUGUCCAGAGGGGAAGAGUCGGACAAAAUUAUCAUCAACGUGGGCGGCACUCGACAUGAAACCUACAAGAGCACCCUGAGGACCCUGCCGGGGACGCGCCUGGCCUGGCUGGCGGACCCGGACCCGCAGGUCAGUUCCGACUCGGACGCAGCGCCCCCGAGCUCCACCGAGUUCUUCUUCGACAGACACCCGGGCAUCUUCGCCUACGUGCUCAACUACUACCGGACCGGUAAGCUGCACUGCCCGGCCGAUGUCUGCGGGCCGCUCUUCGAGGAGGAGCUGGCGUUUUGGGGGAUAGACGAGACCGACGUGGAGCCGUGCUGCUGGAUGACCUACCGGCAGCACCGGGACGCGGAGGAGGCCCUGGAGAUAUUUGAGCCGCCGGAACCGGAGGACACCGACGACGACAGAGAGAUGCCGAGACGGUUCGGCAUCGAGGACUGCCCUGACAGGUCGAGGGGCUGCUGCCAAGUUUGGCAACCGAAGGUGUGGGCCCUGUUCGACGACCCCUACUCCUCCAGAGCGGCCAGGGGAGUCGCAUUGGCCUCUCUCUUCUUCAUCCUGGUGUCCAUCACCACCUUCUGCCUGGAGACACACGAAGCCUUCAACGAACUGCAGACCCGGACGGAGCUGGUUGUCAAGGGCAACGUCACCGAAGAGGUGGAGAGGAGGGAGAUGGUGACCAAACCAGUCCUCACGCUGGUGGAAGGCAUCUGUGUCAUCUGGUUCACGUUUGAAUUCCUGGUGCGAAUCAUCUGUUGCCCAGACAAAGUCGUCUUCAUUAAGAACACGCUCAACAUCAUUGACUUUGUGGCCAUUCUGCCGUUCUACCUGGAGAUGGGCCUGCGAGGACUUUCAUCCAAAGCUGCCAGCGACGUGCUGGGCUUCCUCCGUGUGGUACGGUUUGUCCGGAUCCUCCGGAUCUUCAAACUGACGCGACAUUUCGUCGGCCUUCGUGUUCUGGGUCACACUCUGAGGGCCAGCGUCAAUGAGUUCCUCCUCCUCAUCAUCUUCUUGGCUUUGGGCGUUCUUAUCUUCGCCACCAUGAUUUACUACGCCGAGCGAAUCGGAGCCAAACCCGACGACCCCACCGGCUCCAACCACACACACUUCAAGAACAUCCCCAUCAGCUUCUGGUGGGCCGUGGUCACCAUGACGACCCUGGGGUACGGAGACAUGUAUCCUCAGACGUGGCUGGGAAUGAUGGUGGGGGCUUUGUGUGCGCUGGCCGGCGUGCUCACCAUCGCCAUGCCCGUUCCCGUCAUCGUCAAUAACUUUGGGAUGUACUAUUCGCUGGCGAUGGCCAAACAGAAGCUGCCAAAGAAGAAGAAGAAGCACAACCCGAACCCGGACGCUCCGACUGACUCCAUCUCGUUUGGGAAGUCAGAGACGAACUCCCACAGAGACAGCACGCAGAGCGACACGUUUCCUCUGGCCGCUGAGGAGAGCAUCAGCAGGAACCGCUCAGACUCCAAACAGAACGGAGAUGCAAAUGUGGCCCUUUCAGAGGAGGAAGGCUGCAGCUUGACCCAGCCGCUGUCCCCCAGUGAAAAGUGGUCCUUGCGGUGCUCCAGAGGGCGAGACAAGAAUAAGAAAGAGGGCACCUGCUUCCUGCUAACCUCUGGAGACCCCAACAUCCACACUGCAGAGAGCUGCACAGACAUCCUCGCCGCCACUGGGAACUACGCUCAGCCGGAGGUCACCACUCUCACCAGAUGCUGAUCGGCUAUGAAAAGGAGAAAGAGCACGAGUUACAUUUUUUUCUUCCUGAAUGAACUGCAGACCGGAUUCUUUUAAAUCAGGAUGAGAUCUUUUUCUUUUGUCGCCUCGUCCGUCCGAAACCCUCCGAUAGAAAAUCAGCUGCAUAGCGGACUCAUCUUAUGUAAACUCAUUUACAUGUUACGAAGCGUUUCUGCAUGUUUUGCAUGAUCAAGGACCGUAUGAUGUGCUACUAACGACUGGCUCAUAUAUUUAUCAUUGUCUCCGAGGCCCCGAAGGCACCUUGUUAUGUUCAUAUAAAGACACAGUUUUCUUCUAAAUUGUGUUUUUUUCCACUGGUUUCAAUGACAUCGUAUACUUCAGUGCACCAGUCAGGUUUGAGCAACAUGUAACUCAUAUCUGAUGGAUCAAUUAAAUCUAAUUAAACUACUUCUGCACAGCCCCAAUGAUGCAGAUAAGCUGAGUUUUGUGUCUUAAACGCUCAAUAAAGAUGUCAACUUUGAGUGUGACUUAGAUGUAAAUAUUCAGUGUUCUAGAAAUAGAUUUAAGAUUCAUUUGGAAGUGAGUCGUAAUGUUUGUUCAUGAGAUAUUUCAUUUGUUGUGGGAUUCUUGUUUGUUAUUUUAAACUAAAUUUUUAACCCAAACACACAUUAUUUGGAUUAUUGUCUAUAAAUCCUGCAGAAUAAGUGUCCCCAAACUUGUGAAUAUACAUAAACUGUUACUGUGAAAAUAGGAUGAAAUACGUGAAAACUUGAAAAUUCAUCAUUCGAUUUUUCUGCCUUUUGUCGUGCCACUACUUCUUAAACACUGACCACAGGGAAACAUGCAGAUAUUUUGAUGUAAAUUCUGCUCAGCCAACGUUGUUUGUAAAUGCUUGUACAAUAAGAGAGUUUAACAAAAGAAGAAAGGGGGAAAAAAUCAAUGGAGCAGUAUUGUCAGUCUAUUACAUUAGCUGUAUACAACUGAUGCAUCAUUACUGGUUGAGUCAGGACCAAAUGUAGACUCUAUUAGAUUACAUGGUGGAUUUUCAGUACACGUUAGUAAAAAUACAGAGUACAACGCCAUCAGUUCCACUUGUGCCUCAUGUUGAGUAAUGGAGUUUAAAUGUGUGCAGUAAUGUAAUCGGAUUUGUUCCUUAACACUUCUGUUGGAUAUCGGAGGGGAGAAGCAGGAGGAGUGUGGGUUUCUUUUGCUCAUAGAAUAUAUUCCUCAUGGUCUACCAUAGUGGCCUUAUGUUCAAUAAACAAAGGGGAGGUUCAUUUUAUCGUCAUUAGAUUAAUUCUGUAGAAGCACAGCUGUAUGUAUGUAGCACUGUACGAUAUUGUAGAUCAUCCUUUCUCCACUGUAUAUGACGUGUAUGCACCGAGAAAUAGCUGUUAAUCAACAAUGAAAGACUUUUAUUUUGAUAAUCCGCCUUUUUAGCCUCAUUUCUUGCUUUCCCCCCUUGUUGUAUAUAUUCAAAUGUGACGGACAAGGACACAGUAAACCGGUUUAAUAUUCCCCCUUUAUGGAUUGUAUAGAUGGAUUUUAACUGUCAGAUGUUGUGUGAGUGUGUGUGGGUGUGUGCGAGUGUGUGAUGUUAUAUCAUGUAGGCAUGUGUUUCUAUGCAGAAAGACGAAUAAAAUCCAUUUCUUCCCC
Amphiprion ocellaris (clown anemonefish) is the source of this 4181-nucleotide messenger RNA. It is a transcript of the gene kcnc4, whose product is annotated as potassium voltage-gated channel, Shaw-related subfamily, member 4. Gene Ontology annotation, biological process: potassium ion transmembrane transport; protein homooligomerization. The transcript is spliced from 4 exons. The record is from RefSeq and is a predicted model, not a curated record. Gene Ontology annotation, cellular component: dendrite membrane; voltage-gated potassium channel complex; neuronal cell body membrane. The coding region runs from base 741 to 2546 and encodes 601 amino acids. NCBI's taxonomy places the organism in Eukaryota, Metazoa, Chordata, Actinopteri, Pomacentridae. Gene Ontology annotation, molecular function: protein binding; delayed rectifier potassium channel activity.